AUGUUCCUCAUGGUCUUCGCAUCGAAGUCGAAUUUCUGUUAUGAAAGAUACUUGACUCAUCGCCCAUCCGCAUCCCUUCUCUUCACUGAUACAGAAGUUCAUUCACGACCCUUAAAACGCUCUGCAUCUCUGGCAUCGCUUCCUACGCCUCCUAGAACACAUCACAAACGAUCUCGUUCAAAAGCAGUUUCAGCGACCUCUGGACACGCGUCAGAGGACAGUGGCAGCGCAAAACGGCGCCGAACCACAGAUGUCCUUCCCGCGCAUGACGAAGAAGAAGACGAUGAGAACUCGUUUUGGACUGGUCGUAGUGUGGAGGAUACGGAAGAGGACAAGUCACCUUCGCCUGCACUGUUGAAGUAUCGCGUCCGUGAGCCCUGUUUCGCCACCUCCCUCCCGCAGAGCACCCCAAGUCCAACCUCGUGCAUCAUCAGUGCAGCGCUCGCGUUCACCCCCGCCUGCACUUUUCUACCAAAGCCACCCGUGACACCUCCCCGCAAGCUCUUCCUUCGCGCGCUACCAUCCCCCUCGAAUUCUAAGGCUAAGAAAAUAUGGCCUACUCGAGACUCCCCCGAUAACCCAUUCCUCGCUGGCGAGGGCGAAGCAAGCGUAUCUAAGGCAAGCGGCUGGGACAGCAGCGAUGAUGAAUUGCCCAUCGGAGAAGCACCCGAGCGUGAAAGCACGCCAACUCCAGCACCAGUGUUUGAGGAGAAGCCAACAAUAACCUAUGUCUUCCGGGGCCAAAAAGCGACCUUCCAUAACCCCCAAUAUCAUCUUGCCCCUGAAGUUCUUGAGGCGUCUAAAUUGCCGAUCGAUCAUCCGGACUUUGAAGUGGCUGAGGCAUGUGCCCCCCGCCGGCUCUUCUCCGACAAGCUUAAGCGCAAGCCUCAUGCCAGCGCAUCUGAGGGCGAGAGAAAUGGCACAGAGCGGGAACCUGUAUUUUCCAAGCCUCAAGGCCCUGAUAAAGGUGCUGAGCGUCAUGAGCUCCUGCAGCACGCUCGGGAGGAGCGCGAACGCAGGGAGACGGACAGCAAACAGCGCCUGGCUUCGAAGGAUGGCCUGCGCGCUGGGGCAGUUUGUUGUGGAGAGGGACAAUCCUGUUCGGCGGGCAAUGGGCCCUUACGUAUCACUCACCCAUCAGAUCCAUUGAUCCGUUCGUUUAAAUUGACCGCAUCCACCAAUCAGUCGCUGCAUUGA
This is a messenger RNA of Suillus subalutaceus, 1197 nucleotides long. RefSeq lists its product as uncharacterized. The coding region runs from base 1 to 1197 and encodes 398 amino acids. The transcript is spliced from 8 exons. The record is from RefSeq and is a predicted model, not a curated record. NCBI's taxonomy places the organism in Eukaryota, Fungi, Basidiomycota, Agaricomycetes, Boletales, Suillaceae.